AUGUAUCUCCGAGAUUUGCUUAUUUUGGCUGAAAUCAGAUCCAUUAAUAUGAUAAAAGAUCGAUGGAAUGAAUUGAGGAUCAAAGCAAGUCAGUUCUCGUCUGAUCGCACGUCCAUCGCUGUUGAUGAUUUGCAUGACUUUGACAAAGUCUAUCCUACUUCACAAUCAACAUUUUUCAAUAAGGUGCAUGAAAUUCGAAAAAUACUUGCUGGUCUAGCUGCUGAUAUAGCUGAAGUCAAAAUUCGACUCCACUCAUUACCGGCUCAAACUAUCUUCGAUGGGCGGGAAAAGGAAAAAUUGGACGAAUGUCUGAGAGCAAUCAAAUAUCGUUCUAAUUUACUACGCGGACAUCUGCUCGCAAUGCAGCGGAACGAAAAGGAAGUGGAAAAGGAGCAGCAGACUGAUUCUGAUAUCACCGCCCGGAUCAGAAAAUGCCAUAUUGAAGCAAUGAUCAAAACACUCUCAGUCUUGAUAGAAAAAUUAAACUCAGCUCAACUUGACUACAGAAUCCAAGUUUUAAAAAAAAUCAAGCGACAAUUAGUUAUUGCGGGUGAACAUAUGACAGAUGAUGAAAUAAAUGCAAUAGUAGAUUCAGAAUCACCCGAAAUAUUCAACAGGCAAUUUCGUUCAUCUCAGCUGAAGUCAGCUUUGGCCAGUGUCACAGUCAGACAUGCUGGAUUUGUGAACCUGGAGAAGAGUAUGAAGGAGCUUCACCAUCUCUACAACGAUUUUGCUUUCCUCGUUCAUUCUCAGGUUGUACCAGUAAUUCCAGCUACUUUACUUUCACAGUGCAUUAACGAAAUGUUGUGUUAUCAUUAA
Molecule: messenger RNA, 819 nt
Organism: Thelazia callipaeda (thelaziosis nematode)
Lineage: Eukaryota; Metazoa; Nematoda; Chromadorea; Rhabditida; Thelaziidae
Source: the annotation of a GenBank genome assembly